ACGCGUCUCCUUCCACCUCAGCUGGCCGUGUAGUUAGAAGCGCCCCUAGGGUAACGGCCGCGUUGGACUAUUUUCUCGCGUGGUGAGGCUUGAGGAGUGGGUGAGGGGGCUUCUGGGACAUUGCUGUCUAGGGCUCCACGGGAAUUCGGUUUCACUGGAGGGCUGAGCUCCGUUGUUCCAUAGGAGGGGUCGGAGGAUGCUGGCGAGAAUGCGACAAGAAGCCGGGGAAAGAUGACGAAGCGACUGAUGAUAAUAUUCAGCCUCUUCCUGAUCUCAGUCUUAUGGUCUCCAAAUCAGCAUGUGUUUUGCAAAGAGGACACUACGCUUCCAGCAUCACAAAUCGCACAAACUAAUGAAGAUCCAAUAAGUGAAGAUGAGCCCACCAAGGAGAAGGAGGCAACCGAGAAGCCACAAAUCCCAGAUAUAUUGGAAGCAGAGCCUAUAUCUGCAAACCAAGUGGUAGAGGAUGUUGUUUUUGAAGACUGUCCAAAAGAUGAAAAGGAGAAAAAAGCAGAGCCGGUUGUAAAUGUACCUGCCGUAAACACAGACGCCGAAGAUCUGGAGAAGGCAGCUGUGGACUUGGCUCCGAGCAUUGAAAACAUUUCCAGUUCAUCUACCUCAGAGAUACCGCCUGUCCCGCUGCCAGAUGCAAUAGAAAAUUCCAGUUCUGCUCUCCCCAUAGUCAGCUCUAGUGAAGCUGAGCAGUCAGACGCUGACUGCGACAUUGGGGGGGCAGUAGAGGUUGACCCUCAGAGUGAGCCCUCCUUUACCAACUCACCAACGAGACUUGUAAAUGAACACGUUGAGAACGCCUCUGUUACACACAGUAAGAAACUGGUAAUAGAGACUCCUGAAGCAGGGACGGAAAAGCAGCCUUUACCUCUCAAUGGCUCCGAUGGGCUUGAACAAGAGAAACCUGAACAGAAGGAAGGAGCUGCAGCCGACCCAGCGACUUCUGCGAGCUCAAAGGACCCUGUUGACAUUCCAACAUUCGAUGAAUGGAAGAAACAAGUAAUGGAAGUUGAAAAAGAAAAAAGCCAGUCAAUGCAUCCCUCUUCAAAUGGAGGACAGCACUCUGUAAAGGUCCAAAAAAACAGAAACAACUACGCUUCGGUGGAGUGUGGCGCAAAAAUCCUUUCUGCCAACCCUGAAGCCAAGAGCACAUCUGCAAUUUUAAUAGAAAAUAUGGAUCUGUACAUGUUAAAUCCUUGCAGCACAAAAAUAUGGCUUGUUAUAGAGCUGUGUGAACCCAUUCAGGUGAAGCAACUUGAUAUUGCGAACUAUGAACUCUUUUCAUCUACUCCAAAGGACUUUCUAGUUUCUAUCAGCGACAGGUAUCCCACUAAUAAAUGGGUCAAGCUGGGUACUUUCCAUGCCAGAGAUGAAAGAACAGUGCAGAGCUUCCCACUGGAUGAGCAGAUGUACGCAAAAUACGUCAAGAUGUUCAUCAAGUACAUAAAGGUGGAGCUCAUCUCGCAUUUUGGAUCGGAGCACUUCUGCCCAUUGAGCCUCAUAAGGGUUUUUGGUACCAGCAUGGUGGAAGAAUACGAGGAAAUUGUUGACUCUCAGGACCAGUCAGAACGCCAAGAACUAUAUGAUGAAGAUGAAGAUUAUCCAAUGGAUCACAACACAAGGGAUGAUAAAUCAUCUAAAAAUCUGCUUGGUUCUGCUACAAAUGCCAUUAUUAGCAUGGUGAAUAAUCUUGCUGCUAACAUGCUGGGUGCGAAUACUGAGGAAGAAAUCACUGAAGGGAAAGUACUGAAUGGGAGCAAAUCUGAAAAUGUAUCCGAAACCCAAGAUACAGCAGCAUCAUCUGAACAGACGCUAACUAUAACUCCUACACCAAUGUUGGAUACCAGCAUCUCUGCUCCUACAAUACCUGUUGCUGAGAUGGAGGCUCCAAAAGAAAACCCCAUAGUUCAGUUGGUUCAAGAUGAGGAUGAGGAACCACCGAUUCAGUCAACAGUCAUUCUUCUGCCGAAGGGGGAUCAGGAAGAAGAAAAAGUUGUCUGGUUUGAACACGAAACCCAGUUGUAUUGCAGUGAACUUAUAACAGUUUGCUGCAUCUCCAGUUUCACUGAACAUAUAUAUAGAUGGUGUUCCGCCAUUGUGGCGAUUCACAGACUGCGUAGUAAAACGGCAGAAUACAAAAGAGAGGAGGAGGAAUCUCAGGCCGCUCAGCAGCCUCUUGCAAGCCCAACUACUACCGCUGAUUCAGUCAUAACUGUUGUGCCAGAAGCAUCGGAAGUGAAAACGACAGAAAAAGCAACAACAGACUUUAUUCUGGUUAAUCCUGGAGACGAUUUACAAUCUAGUAAUAAUAUUGAGUCUAUUGGUUUAGAACCUAGCCACACACAGGCAGUGUCGUCUCAGGCUUUUGUUUCAGACUUAACAUCAGAUGUAAACUCUGCAUCCACAACGUCUGUACUAGAGGCCACCAAAAUGGACAUUGCCUCAGCGUUGCACACUCCAUCAUCAGAGGUGACACUGUUACCAACAAAGGAGCUUCAACCAAGUGAGACUCUGGUUUAUGGUGAAAAAACAACUGUCAUCUUGGAGACCAGUAGUGUGCCGAGCGUCCCGGAGGGCAACAUCAAAGAAACUGACUACGUUGAUAUUAAAGCUACCGAGACCCUUCCGCCCCCCGAAACCAGCACGUUACCAACAGAGAAUGAAUUUGAAGAAGCACAAAAGCCUGUAAUGAAUAAGACUAUUGAAACCCCAACUCCCCUAGAGAAAAAGGAGGAAGAGCAGACAUCCGAUGAUGUGACGAUCCCUGGCAACCUGCAAAGAACUACUACAGACUUCUAUGCGGAACUCCAAAAUUCCACCGAUCUGGGCUAUACCAAUGGAAAUCAAGUACAUGGCUCCAAUCAAAAGGAAUCUGUUUUCAUGAGACUCAAUAACCGCAUUAAAGCUCUGGAAGUGAACAUGUCUCUUAGUAGCCGCUAUUUGGAAGAACUUAGCCAAAGAUAUCGUAAACAAAUGGAAGAAAUGCAGAGAGCCUUUAACAAAACCAUAUUAAAACUUCAGAAUACUUCAAGAAUCGCUGAAGAGCAGGACCAGCGACAAACGGAGUCAAUUCAAUUGCUGCAAGCACAGAUCAUUAAUAUGACGCAAUUGGUUUCCAAUCUAUCAGAAACAGUCAUUGAACUAAGACGUGAGGUGUCUGAUCGGCAGAGCUACUUAGUAGUUUCUCUGGUCUUGUGCGUUAUCUUAGGACUACUGGUUUGCCUUCAACGCUGCAGAAACACUGCACAAUCCAAUGAAAAUUACCUCUCCAAAAUACCUAAAAGCAAUAACUUCCCCAGCCCCAAACGCUGCUUCUCUUCCUAUGACGAUAUGAAUCUUAAACGGAGAACUACAUUUCCCCUGAUUCGCUCCCAGUCGUUUCAAUUGUCCAGUAAAGAAGGUGUGUAUAGAACAGUGGAUCCAGAUGACUUGUACAUUGUUGAACCAUUGAAAUUUUCUCCAGUGAAGAAGAAAAAACGAUGCAAGUAUAAAAGUGAAAAGAUUGAGACUUUGAAGCCAGUCGAUCCAUUGAAAUCUGUCCCAAACGGGGAUAUAAAAACAAAGAAGGCUUUCACAAAUCAAAGGGACUUCUCUAACAUGGGGGAAGUGUAUCACUCCUCCUACAAGGGUCCGCCAUCAGAGGGCAGUUCGGAAACCUCUUCCCAGUCGGAGGAAUCCUAUUUCUGUGGCAUCACAGCCUGCACAGCCCUGUGUAACGGACAGCCCCAGAAGAGCAAAACCGAGAAGAGGGCCAUCAAACGUAGGCGCUCCAAACUCCAGGACCAAGGAAAGUUUAUCAAAACAUUAAUACAAAAUAAGUCUGGGUCCAUGCCCAGUCUGCACGAUAUAAUCAAAACCAAUAAAGACCUUGCCGUGGGGACAUUUGGGGUUACGACUGUUUCUGGUCAUCUCUAAAAAUACAUGAUUGGAUUUCAGCCACAGGGUAUCCCUUUCUUUUUAUACGAUUUCUGGUACUGCAAAGAAGAAAAAUCCAUCUUGUGAGAUUUAUGACAGCAGAUGGUACAACCAACCUGGGAUUAUAUUCCCUGCCUGAUGACACAAAGGAUUAUUUGGAUUGAAGAUUAUCUCCGGUUUUUGGACCUUUAGUGGAAGUAAACAGACCAUCUUUUGUUGUUUUUUUGAGAAUUGUUAUAUAGGAUAGUUUUGUUUUUUCACAGUUUAAUUACUGGGGGAAAUAACUCUUUGAUGCCCAGUUUGUUGGGUGGAAUUUAAGCUCAGCAUCCCUUCCCCUACCCCGACUUUGUUCUUAUAUUUGCACCUUUUUCAUAUUUAUGUGCCUUCUGUCUAUUUAUAAUGCCACUGGAGAGGAAAGCACCAAGUAAGAAUGUGAGGUUGUGGGUUUUUUUUGUGUGUGUUGCCCCCUACCAUUUCUCUUUUUUUGAUUUCACGUGGUCUAUGCUAUGAUGGGUAAGGCCAUAUCCCGACAGAAUGCUAAAAGUAACUGUGUGAAAGCAGCGUAGAGGAUGACAGUGUGUAGUUAUGUUAGAAUAGGUAUUUAUUAUCCCAAUGACUUAAUGAAAUCUGAGCUCUAAAAUGUGCUGACAUUUUGAACACGACUAGUUAUGUGUACACAAAAUCCACUUUUGCCAUACUCCACAGGCAAACUACAUACAACGGAGGACAAGUGAAGGAAAUAGAAGGGGGGCUGCUUAUUUUUGGAAGCUCCUUUCUUUGCCCAGAUCCACUGACUCUGUAUUUUGAUGGUGUCUGUGUCUGGCAACCUCUUCUAAAGUGUUCAGCAUUUCAAGAGUUUGAAACAUAAUACAAGGCUACAUCUAUUUCUCUAUAACCAGUGUUACAUAGGAAAUAGCGUGCCAUAUCUGUAAGAUUUCAGCCGCGCUCCAGAGGAUGUGUGAUGCUUUAGUUUCAGAAAGCAUGAGAUAAAUAUCACAUGUAAGGAAGAUUCAAGUAUUGAUGAUCUCUGCCAUUUUCUUCAUACUCAUUCACUACAGGUUAAUAAAGAGAGCCCAUUUUUUAGUAAUCAAAAAUGAUAUAUUUAUAUGUAACUGAUUUUAAGCAGCCAAAUGGUAACUUAUAUAACAGAGUGAACGUGAUUUGUUUUAUUGCAAUGAGAAUGUUUAGCUGUGCCCAUGUUAUAAUAUUACAUAUCUUCAGUGCAUUGAUGACAUAGAAAACACAAAUAUUGACUGA
Spea bombifrons (plains spadefoot toad) is the source of this 5184-nucleotide messenger RNA. It is a transcript of the gene SUCO, whose product is annotated as SUN domain containing ossification factor. Gene Ontology annotation, biological process: protein folding in endoplasmic reticulum; regulation of bone remodeling. Gene Ontology annotation, cellular component: membrane; cytoplasm. The record is from RefSeq and is a predicted model, not a curated record. The transcript has 24 exons. NCBI's taxonomy places the organism in Eukaryota, Metazoa, Chordata, Amphibia, Anura, Pelobatidae. Bases 232 to 3927 code for a protein of 1231 amino acids.